CAAAAUUGUGAAGCCUUGAGCUUGUUCCUCAACCACCACCAUUACAUUGUGCGGGAAUUCAUAUCUCAACACGAUCCUGUUUUCGAGGAAUUAUCGCGAACGGGAUCCUUCAAUUGCAUCGAAUUCCCACCGUUGCCGGGUGGUGUAUUUCAGCUUGUGAGGAAAGAAGAUACAGCGUGGAUCUCAAGCAACGAGUGGGUCAUUUAGUAGAGUACAAUGUUUGCGGAACGCUUCGACGAUAUCUCGCCAGAUCUUCAACGACCAAUUUUGUGCCAAAGGUGCCGAAGUGUAAUAAUAGAUGUCCCCAAUGUUCGCCCAUUCCACAGUCGAACAUGGUUGAGAUGUUGGAGUUAAAAGAUGUGUUGGAGAACGGAAAGAGAGAGCUCAAGCAUUAUGAAGAGGAUACUGCAGUGUUGCGACAAACGCUGGGAACGGCUGCAAGAUGCAAAGAGUGCUGUGGAGAACACGACCAGGCAAUGUUGGGCUACUUUUCCAAGCAAAGGAGGGUCCCUGUGGAGAUCUGGGAGAUGAUUUUCUCCAUGGUACGCUUGUCAUUUUGCGAAUAUUCAUUCAACGACGACUACUGUGAAGAUUCUCCGCUCCUUGGACCCCCUACCACAAUUAUAUCUCAAGUCUGCUCCCAUUGGAGGACGAUUGCUACGGCAUUGCCUAAGCUUUGGUCUUCCAUCAACGUCGAUCUCUCGACCGGUGUUUUCCCAGCUACUUCUAAGAGCUGGCGUGUAGGUAGCACCUGA
Marasmius oreades (fairy-ring Marasmius) is the source of this 755-nucleotide messenger RNA. RefSeq lists its product as uncharacterized. The record is from RefSeq and is a predicted model, not a curated record. The transcript is spliced from 4 exons. Lineage: Eukaryota; Fungi; Basidiomycota; Agaricomycetes; Agaricales; Marasmiaceae. The coding region runs from base 333 to 755 and encodes 140 amino acids.